This is a messenger RNA of Scaptodrosophila lebanonensis, 1244 nucleotides long. Its product is annotated as DEAD-box helicase Dbp80-like. Bases 704 to 1183 code for a protein of 159 amino acids. Gene Ontology annotation, molecular function: RNA binding; RNA helicase activity. The record is from RefSeq and is a predicted model, not a curated record. Gene Ontology annotation, biological process: poly(A)+ mRNA export from nucleus. The transcript has 9 exons. Gene Ontology annotation, cellular component: nucleus; cytoplasmic stress granule. Lineage: Eukaryota; Metazoa; Arthropoda; Insecta; Diptera; Drosophilidae.
UAUUAAACAAUACUACGUCAAAUGUAAAAACGAAGAUGGAAAGUAUACGGCUAUACAGAAUAUUUAUGGAUGCAUAAGUAUUGGUCAAACAAUCAUAUUUUGCCAUACUCGUAAAACUGCAGCUUGGCUAGCAGCUAAAAUGGCGUCUGAUGGACACUCCGUUGCAGUGUUAUCUGGUGAUUUAACUGUGGAGCAAAGACUAGCUGUUUUGGAUAGGUUUCGGUCAGGAUUAGAAAAAGUUCUGAUAACAACUAACGUGUUAUCCAGGGGUAUUGAUAUAGAACAGGUUACUAUUGUUGUUAAUUUUGACUUGCCAGUUGAUGUUCGUGGAAAUGCUGAUUGUGAGACUUACCUACACCGCAUUGGUCGAACAGGACGUUUCGACUGAUGCGGGAGGAAGAAUCGCUGGGUAAUAUUAAACAAUACUACGUCAAAUGUAAAAACGAAGAUGGAAAGUAUACGGCUAUACAGAAUAUUUAUGGAUGCAUAAGUAUUGGUCAAACAAUCAUAUUUUGCCAUACUCGUAAAACUGCAGCUUGGCUCGUUGCAGUGUUAUCUGGUGAUUUAACUGUGGAGCAAAGACUAGCUGUUUUGGAUAGGUUUCGGUCAGGAUUAGAAAAAGUUCUGAUAACAACUAACGUGUUAUCCAGGGGUAUUGAUAUAGAACAGGUUACUAUUGUUGUUAAUUUUGACUUGCCAGUUGAUGUUCGUGGAAAUGCUGAUUGUGAGACUUACCUACACCGCAUUGGUCGAACAGGACGUUUCGACUCGUAAAACUGCAGCUUGGCUAGCAGCUAAAAUGACGUCUGAUGGACACUCCGUUGCAGUGUUAUCUGGUGAUUUAACUGUGGAGCAAAGACUAGCUGUUUUGGAUAGGUUUCGGUCAGGAUUAGAAAAAGUUCUGAUAACAACUAACGUGUUAUCCAGGGGUAUUGAUAUAGAACAGGUUACUAUUGUUGUUAAUUUUGACUUGCCAGUUGAUGUUCGUGGAAAUGCUGAUUGUGAGACUUACCUACACCGUAUUGGUCGAACAGGACGUUUCGGAAAGUCCGGAAUUGCAAUUAAUCUCAUCGAUAGCGAACGAUCUAUGGCAGUAUGUCGAACUGUUGAAAAACACUUUAAAAAGGAAAUCCAAUAUCUAAAUACUGAAAACGCUGACGAUAUUGAAAAGAUAGGAAAUUAAUUUCAUCGUUGUUAUAAUCAGUUCGAUUACGCUUUUUCUAAAUUUAUUAAGUGAAUAAAAA